AUGGAUGAACCUUUUACCUUGUCUGUUACGAAAAGUGUCUAUGGCACAUCUAAACUUAGUAUCACCUUAGAAGAUGAACUUGACCGAGAAGUAAAGGACUCCUAUACAGUGCAGGUGAUUGCUAAAGAUGACGGCUCACCUCCAAAACAAUGUGUUUUAAAUGUUCAAAUCUCUGUGACAGAUGUCAAUGACAAUCCACCUGUGUUCUCCCAGAAUGUCUAUAACGUGUCUAUUAGAUAUGAACAUGAUGUCAGUGUUCCUGUGGUCAUUUUAUCUGCCAAAGAUUUAGACUUGAGUAGAAAUGAUAAAGUUUCAUAUUCUUUCAAUUCAAAGACAUCUGAUACGGUCAAGAGUCUUUUUGAUGUGAACAAAGAGACUGGAGAGAUUUUUCUACAUAAGAAGCUCACCUCUCGGCAAGAAUUAAAAUACGAGCUUUAUGUUGAAGCAUCAGAUGGCGGCAAUCCCCCACUGAGUUCAAUUACCAUGGUUCUUGUGAAUGUGAUUAACCAGCGGAACAAUGCCCCGAGGAUUGAUGUGAACUUUGUGUCUGCAUCGAAGGGAAAUACUGCCACGAUUUCUGAGGAUAUUGAAGUAGGCAGUUUUGUCGCUUAUGUGAAGGUCACUGAUGACGAUGCAGGGCAGAAUGUAUCAGUACCGAUCACAGCAGCUAUCUCCAUUUGUUUUGUAAGGUGCAAGAAACAGCGCAACGUUCCCCACCGGAGUGGAGUUACCCUCUCUGACAAACAUGAACAGAGGCAUUUAAUGUGCCCAUCUCACUUGGAAUCCUCUUGGGCUGACACACCGUCUGUAAGGACAACUGAUACAGACCUAAUGCGAAAUGCCCAACAAAAAGGCAGACGAGGGAUCUACCCGGGUAAUAAAUUAACUGAUGUGCAAAAAGGAUCCACUGCUGGAAUGAAGUUUCCCACAAAUUCCGACAUCAUAUAUCAGCUAUUCUCUCUUUGUAUAAGUCGUCUUCUGUGGGACUCUUUCUUUUCUUCCUUCUCUUAUAAUAAUUUCUUCCUUUUUUCUCUCCAUAUGUUUUCCUGGCUUCUCUUCUAUUUCUAUUACUUCUUACCCAUUUUACUUAUCUUUCUUUUUCUUUCUUUCAUCUCUUUUUCAUAUUCACUUUUCUUUUCCUAUUCCUUUUGA
This is a messenger RNA of Acanthosepion pharaonis, 1152 nucleotides long. NCBI's taxonomy places the organism in Eukaryota, Metazoa, Mollusca, Cephalopoda, Sepiida, Sepiidae. The record is from the annotation of a GenBank genome assembly.